Molecule: messenger RNA, 3131 nt
Organism: Pomacea canaliculata
Lineage: Eukaryota; Metazoa; Mollusca; Gastropoda; Architaenioglossa; Ampullariidae
Product: probable tubulin polyglutamylase TTLL9
Exons: 14
Coding region: 65-1423 (452 amino acids)
Biological process (GO): protein polyglutamylation; microtubule cytoskeleton organization
Cellular component (GO): cilium
Molecular function (GO): tubulin-glutamic acid ligase activity; tubulin binding
Source: RefSeq, a predicted model, not a curated record
CCUAUGUGUUUCCGUAUCCGGUCCAUUACCAAUGUAAACAAGCGUUGUUGAUAGGCGCAUAUAAAUGGCAAGCAUAAAACCCAAAGCUCCUGGCUAUCUUCAAGGACGUGGUUAUCAAAGACCGAAGGCAGUCAUCAGUGACCGUGAAAUAAGGUUUAAGUGUUUUCUGCAAAACACUAUCAUUGAUGUUCUUCGGGCCAGACCUGGUUGGCAAGAAGUACAAGGUGAGGAGGAAUGGGACUUUUACUGGUGUGACAGGGAAUGGAUGCUUGCCAACUAUGAUACAAUCUUCUUACAGGAGCAUCAGAAAAUUCUGCAUUUCAGAAAUCACUAUGAGCUUACACGCAAAAAUCUCAUGGUAAAGAACCUUAAGCGUAUGCGUAAGCAGGUGGAGAGAGAACAGGGAAAAACUGAAGGACAAAGCUUGGAUUUUUUCCCCUCAACUUUUGAGUUGCCUUCAGAAUACCACAUAUUUGUUGAAGAAUUUAAAAAGAAUCCAGGCAUUGUCUGGAUAAUGAAACCAGCAGCUAAAUCACAAGGGCGAGGGAUUUUCCUUUUUCGAAAACUGAAAGAUAUCACAGACUGGAAAAAAGGAGAGUACCAGCCAUUGCAAGAUCCAAAUAUUCCCAAAGAUGUGCCAGAGACUUAUGUUGUUCAACGCUAUAUUGAAAACCCAUAUUUGAUUGGUGGAAGGAAAUUCGACUUAAGAGUAUAUGUUCUUGUUGUUUCUUUCAAUCCUCUGAAAGCUUGGCUCUACAGAGGUGGCUUUGCACGAUUCUCAAACACACGAUAUUCACUAGAUUCUAUUGAGGAUAACUAUAUUCAUUUGACUAACGUUGCUGUACAAAAGACUGCUCCAGACUAUGACCCAGAAAAAGGAUGCAAAUGGUCAACUCAGCAGCUACGCAAAUAUCUCACAGCAAAACAUGGGGUUGAAAAAAUGAAUCAGAUCUUCAGAGAUAUUGACAAUAUCAUUAUUCGUAGUCUGCAAAGUGUGCAGAAAAUUAUCAUAAAUGAUAAACACUGCUUUGAGAUGUAUGGCUAUGACAUUCUCCUUGAUGAUCAGCUGAAACUGUGGCUUAUAGAAAUCAAUGCAUCCCCUUCCCUCACAGCCAGUGGUAAAGAAGAUUAUGACCUCAAGUUUGGACUUCUAGAUGAUGUUCUAAAUGUAUUAGACCUUGAAAACAGAUUACAAGGCACCGAAAAACGUAUUGGCGGCUGGGACCUGCUGUGGGAUGAUGGACUGGUUUAUGCAGAGGAUCCAGCUCCAGAGGGCAGCAUAUGCACUGUGUGCAGCACCAACUCUUUUCUUGGCUGUCACAAUGACCGACGACAACAACUGAGGGAGAUCUACAAUACGAGUUUGGCAUCCAAAAAAAACGACAGCUACCAAGCAGUAACAAGUGCUGCUCUUAAGAAGUAAAAGAAAUAAAAAAUACUCCUUGGAAACAGUGCCUGUGAAAAAGUUUGGUUAUGUUCUAUUCUGUUUGUGUUGACUAGAAUCUUUUGCUGAAGGUCCAGUAAAAUGAAAGCUACUGCAGAAAUAACAGGAAAAAAAAAUGCAAAAACAUUUGUUGACAUUUCUUUAAAGAACUUUCCAUCAUCCAAAACUUCAGCUCUUUAUACUGGAUCUAUUUUUCAGUCUUCUGCUUAUUUUAUGUUCUUUGUGGUAUGGUAAUAUUUUUUCUCAUGAAAAAUAUCUUUGUGCUAUUUGAAUAUAAAAACAUCUUUUACAAAAGCACUGGGGAGUGGGUGGCAGGGAAUGGUAGCUGGAUGGUGGUGACUGUAUAUGGAAAAGUCUUGAAAGACAGAAGAGUUUGUAUGAUAUAGGAAGACCACUUGACAACAAACGUUGCAUGAUUUAGGGUGAUUCCUUUCUUGCCUGUGAUAGGAACUAUUAACUGCCUGGAUAGACCUGGAGACUUUGUCAUCACUGUCAGGGCAGAGGUGAUCCUUUGUCUAUACACUUAAACAAUUUGGUCAUGUUUGAGUGAGUGCGUGCAGGUAUACAGGUGGAUGUAGGCUUGAGACAUGCACUGAAGAAUGAAUUAUCAUUCCUUUAAUGUUCAGUAAUGCUGAUAUUAUGCUUCUUUGUCUAAAAUCAUUUGUAUGUACUAUUUGUUUUGACACCAAAUUAAAUGUCCCACACUUAUUGAGAUAAUAAAUCUAUUUUGUACUUUCUGCUUUACUUGUCUGUUUCUCAACCAUUUCAGUGAAUUUUCUCUUUUGGAAGAAAAUAUUCCAUCAUCGCUAGUGUAGCACAGUUUCCUGAUAUUGCUUUUGUGUACCUCCCUUUAAACAAAUAUUAAGUAGUUCUAAAAAUCCUUGUGAUUCUCCCAUUUCAUUGUGCACUGUCCUUCGCACAAACACUUUUUUCCCACUAACAGAGGCUGUGUUUUUAAAGACAGCUUCAUCACAAGAAGAAAUAUGAUGCACACAAAUGCAAAAACAAAUGUGAACUGAACUAAUAUCUUUACUCCCUGCACAAUUUCAACUGUAAAUAUCAAGCAAAAUACAAAACUGUGAUGUCAGAUUUCCGUAGGCAUUGUUGAACGUCUUCAAGGAAUUUCUACAAUAGUGCAUAAACCAUAAAUAAAUAUCCACGACCAUGCAUACAACUUAAAAUAAUUUUUUUUAAAGUUUAUGAAUGCAUAAUUGCCUGGUAGAUGUGCAAAUACAUGCAUGUAUCUUGGAAUCAAUAUUUAUAUUAUCACUAUAGUGAUGAUCUUAUUCUUGGAAACUAGUUUGAGUAAGGCUACCUAUUGAACAUAGCUUGACAUGUGUAAUCGCUCUGUAGAUUAGUGAGGUUACAGGCAAAUGUCAUGAGCAACUGUUUAAUGAGUAAAAUAGUGAUAUUUCUGAAUGCCUUGCUUCUUUUGUUUUCAAACCAGUGCCCAGAUCAUAUAUAAUAAUUCUUAAAAAUAAAAAAGUUAUCUGUUUCAUCACCUUUCUCUUAGGCUUUGUAACUGUUACAUUUUUGGCUGAUAUUUCUAGACUUACAAUGUUUCCUAGACAUUUGUGAAUAGAGAACACCUGAAGCUGAAAAUGAACAGAUGACAGAAGACUCUAUCACACAUGCUCAUUUUAUUUAUAACACAACACCUUUUUGGCACUUGUAGAAGAUGGUGAUA